Molecule: messenger RNA, 675 nt
Organism: Platichthys flesus (European flounder)
Lineage: Eukaryota; Metazoa; Chordata; Actinopteri; Pleuronectiformes; Pleuronectidae
Product: histone H4
Exons: 3
Coding region: 1-657 (218 amino acids)
Biological process (GO): nucleosome assembly
Cellular component (GO): nucleosome
Molecular function (GO): protein heterodimerization activity; structural constituent of chromatin; DNA binding
Source: RefSeq, a predicted model, not a curated record
AUGGCAAGAACCAAGCAGACCGCCCGUAAAUCCACCGGAGGCAAAGCCCCCAGGAAGCAGCUGGCCACCAAGGCUGCGCGUAAGAGCGCCCCGGCCACCGGCGGCGUGAAGAAGCCUCACCGUUACAGGCCCGGUACCGUGGCUCUGAGAGAGAUCCGUCGCUACCAGAAAUCGACGGAGCUGCUGAUCCGCAAGCUGCCCUUCCAGCGCCUGGUGAGAGAAAUCGCUCAGGACUUCAAGACCGACCUGCGCUUCCAGAGCUCCGCUGUCAUGGCUCUGCAGGAGGCCAGCGAGGCCUACCUGGUCGGCCUGUUUGAGGACACCAACCUUGCCCUGUGUGUGGCUAUGUCUGGACGAGGAAAGGGAGGAAAGGGGCUCGGUAAAGGAGGCGCAAAGCGUCACCGCAAAGUUCUCCGCGAUAACAUCCAGGGAAUUACCAAGCCCGCCAUCCGCCGCCUGGCUCGCCGUGGCGGAGUGAAGCGUAUCUCCGGUCUGAUCUACGAGGAGACCCGCGGCGUGUUGAAGGUUUUCCUGGAGAACGUGAUCCGCGAUGCUGUCACCUACACCGAGCACGCCAAGAGGAAGACCGUCACCGCCAUGGACGUGGUGUAUGCUCUGAAGAGACAGGGCCGCACUCUCUACGGCUUCGGCGGAUAAACUCACUUUCCAACAGCU